AUGGCUACCGCUCCAGAUCCAGAGGAAAUCCUUCGUUCAACCAGAGGAAAUGAUAAUUUUAAGCGCAUUACACGACUUUUAAGUGGAGGAACCAGCCUAUUGAGGGAGAUUUUUGACUCCAUAUGUCCUCCAAGCAAUCUUCCUACGAUUCUCAGCAAUCCAGUAACAAAGAACCAGCUAAAAGCUGCAAAACUCACCAUGCCACAGUGGCACUGUCUUUGUCCUUCCCCAGGGGUGUACGGCAAGUCAGCAGAUUUUGAUGUCACUCUGCUAGUCCGUUUGCUGAGGACGAUAUGCAACCUCACACCUCCCACCACUGGAUGGGAUGCACUAUCAGCUACUGAAGAUCACAGUUCAACAGCUGAUAUAGCAAGAAUAAAGUAUUAG
Porites lobata is the source of this 387-nucleotide messenger RNA. The record is from the annotation of a GenBank genome assembly. Lineage: Eukaryota; Metazoa; Cnidaria; Anthozoa; Scleractinia; Poritidae.